Cotesia congregata is the source of this 603-nucleotide messenger RNA. The record is from the annotation of a GenBank genome assembly. Lineage: Eukaryota; Metazoa; Arthropoda; Insecta; Hymenoptera; Braconidae.
AUGGAUACUUGCGCCACUCAACGGAUAUCCCGAAUACUUUUAACUGGUCCACCAGGAAUUGGCAAGACAACAAUAUGCAAAAAAAUAGUUAAAAUAUUUGAGAAAUACAAUUUUAACUAUGAUGGAUUUUAUACUGAAGAAAUAAGAUCCUCGGAUAAAUCAAGAAUAGGAUUUGAUAUUGUCCCGUUGAAAAAUUCUGAUCAACGAAAUUGGCUUGCACGAACUGAAGCUGCUUUAGAAGGAAGAAAACCAUCAAAAAUAAAAGUAGGAAAUUAUCUAGUCUUUGUUGAUAAAUUUGAAAGUGUUGCAUUACCAAGUCUACAAUCAAAAUCAGAUAUUCUGAUGAUCGACGAAAUUGGCAAAAUGGAAUUAUUUAGCAAACAAUUUUGUGAUUCUGUAGAAAAAUUAUUUUUAAAAAAUUCUUCGAAGACUAAAUUCAUCGUUGCUACGAUUCCUGCAAAAAAUAGAGUUCCACAACGCCAUCGCAGUUUAUUUGAAAAACUUUAUCAGAGAAGUAACUGUAAAAUUUAUGAAGUUAACAGACAAAAUCGAGAUAAAUUACCUGAAGAAAUAGAGAGUAUAAUUAAAGUAAUAAUGAAUUAA